AUGGCCACCGUAAUCAAAGACGACAUGAAGCCAAUGAUGAUGAAGAAAUGCAGGUAUCAGCAUACCUACAUUAAUAUUAAUCCGCGUUCUUCCGUGCAACAUUUGGCAAGAGAACUUAAUGUAUCCGUGGGAAAAGUGCAUUUGAUUUUGAAAAAAAAUAAGUAUCAUCCAUAUCGGCCAAACUUAGUUCAACAUUUAGUACUUGGUGAUUCAGAGAGAAGGCUUACGUUUAUUGCAUGGUUAUUGGUACAAGUUCAAGAGGAACCACAGUUUUUGGAUUACAUUUGUUGGACUGAUGAAUCCAAAUUUACUAAUAACGAUAUUAUUAACAAACAAAAUAAUCGAUAUUGGUCUGAUAGUAAUCCAUUUUGGACAAACGAUACUAAUUUUCAACACGUAUGGGGAACAAACGUUUGGUGUGGACUUGUAGGUGGCAAAUUACUCGGUCCUUAUUUUUAUGAUGGCACAUUGGCUGGUACGAGAUACCUCGACUUCUUAUCAAAUCAACUCACCAUUUUUAUGGAAGAUGUUCCACUAAACAUUCGCGUACAUUUAUUUUUCGUUUAA
This is a messenger RNA of Macrosiphum euphorbiae (potato aphid), 567 nucleotides long. The record is from the annotation of a GenBank genome assembly. NCBI's taxonomy places the organism in Eukaryota, Metazoa, Arthropoda, Insecta, Hemiptera, Aphididae.